CGUGGUGGAAGUGACUCACCCGGCCGGCCGCGCAGGGCAGGCCAAGGGCGCUGGGCAGGGUGGGGAAGGGAGCAGAGAGGCUUUCCUCCAGAAAAGAGGAGACGGGAACUGGCUUCCACGCAGCGGCUCCUCAGAGCCUUUACCAGCCACACAUGCUGUGGCGUGUGGCGCAGGACCCCCCAAAGAAUCCGGGGCGAAGCUGGGGGCGGAUCUCCCGGACCCAGCGCUGGCCUGGAGAGGAGAGCCCGCCUGCCCUCCCGCCCGUCCGUUCAUUCACUCGUUCUGAAACGGCCGCAGGCUCUCACUUCCCCUAAGACUUGGAGGUCCUGACUCCCGUGGGUGAGAGGGAGGGCAGGGGGCAGGACGGCGGGCACUCGGCCCAGCCCAGCCUCGGGCCGGGAAGCGCCGGCUCCUGGGGCAGGGGGCGCGGUAGGCGCCGCGGCGGCCGGGGCGCUUGGGGGGCGCGGACGGUCUGUGCGACACGGGGGACAGCGCGUGGCCUCCCACGGCCCCUCCAGCCUGGCAAGCCUCCCGCGGAGCCCUCGGCCGUCCUCCUGCCCGGGAACGCGCGCCAGCACCCCGCCGCACCCGACUCCCCCGGACACCUUCGGCGCCCCGGUCCCCGCGCGGCGUCCCUGCGGGGAGGGCUACCUCGAGAGGCCUGUGGCCGAGCUUCCGUCCCGCUAGCCCCGCCCCCUCCCCCGCGUGAGCCCGACGGGGCAGGGGUGGGAUCAGAGGCGAGGCCGGGCGGGGCCAGGGCAGGCACUCGGCGCCGCGGCUGGCGGAGCGCUCAGAGCCUCGGAGGCGCGGGACGCGGAGGCUCAGCUGGGCUCCGGCGGCCCGAGAGCUCCCGCGGCCUGAGGAUUCUCGCGCUCCGAGGUCUCCCGAGCUCCGAGGGCUCCCGCGGCCCGAGGUCUCCCGCGCUCCGGGGUCUCCCGCCGCCCGAGGUCUCUCCGGCUCCGAGGGCUCCCGCGACCCGAGGUCCCGCCCCCACCAUGCGGCUGAGAAGUCCCGGACUGCUCCUGCUGCUGCUCGGUGCCCUGCAAGCCGCGGAUGCGCGAGAGCAGGAAGUCCGAGCGCUGGUGGGCAGCGACGUCCAGCUCAGCUGCGUCUUCCCCGAAAGCACCACUUUUGAUCUAGACGACCUGUACGUGUACUGGCAAAUCAGCGCCGUGGGCCACCCGACGACCGUGACCUACUACCUGUCGGGGAACAGCUCGGCGGGCCUCGAGGACAACCGCUACAGGGACAGGGCCUGGCUCUCGCCGGACAGCAUGAGGCACGGCGACUUCUCCCUGCGUCUCUACAACGUCACCCCCCUCGACGAACAGAAGUUCAACUGCCUGGUGUUUAGGAAAUCCUUGCAGUUGCAAAAGAUCUUGGACGUGGUGGUGACGCUGUACGUGGCAGCGAACUACAGCGUGCCGGUGGUCCUCGCCCCGCACGGCCCCUCCGAGGACGCGGAGCUCACGUUCACGUGCACGUCCGUGAACGGCUAUCCAGAGCCCAACGUGUACUGGAUCAACAAGACGGACAACAGCGUGCUGCCCGAGGGCCUGCAGAACAGCACGGUCGUCCUGAACGCGCGCGGCUUGUACGACGUGGUCAGCAUCCUGCGCAUCGGCCGGACCCCCAGCGUGAACGUCGGCUGCUGCAUCGAGAACGUCCUUCUGCACCAAAACCUCACGGGCCUGUGCCAGACAGCAGAAACGUUCACGACCCCCGAACCCGGCAACACAGGGAGCCACACGGACGUCCGCAGGAGGGAGCACGGGACGGUGCUGAGCACCCUGGCCGUGCUGGGCGUGGUCGUGGCCGUGGCCGUGGCCACCGGCUGGGUGUGUAGGAGCCGAUGUCCCCGCGGGUUUCCAACCAGGUGCCCGGCCACAAAGCCAGAGCGGACGUUCCCUGGUGCCUCGGGCUGCGAGGGCCAAGGGGCCGGCGUGCACUUGACAGCCCCAACAAACUGUGUCUGAUGCGGACUCGCCGCCCGGGAGGUGGACAGGGCUGCUGGGAGAUGCCCCCAGGAGGACGGCGGACGGCGGCUUGAGACGUGACUCGGGCAGGCCCGGUGGGCAAGGGGGACCAUCUGCCCCCAGCAGCGCCAUUAACAAGGGGUUUUCGUGGACGCGGGGCCUCUCCGGCCUGGAAGGGACACGCAGGCCCCUGCCUGACCCCAGGGACAGCGCCCCAGGGGCUGCCGGAUCCCGGAACGAGGACAAGGACCUCUCGAGUCAGCGGGACACACGUGCCCCCACGUGGGCGGGCUCCCCAGCUCCGGCGCUUCGCGAUGGCUCCCUCCCCCACCCACCCCUGCAGCCCGUGGGGCCCUUCUCUACAUCCGAACCCACGGGGGUUGGGGGCAGUGUGGCUUUUCUGAGACCGGCGGAGGGCGUCUCCCUUAGGAGGAAGAAGGAGCGUGCGGGCUCUCCCGCGACCGCCCUGCUGGUGAAGGUGACCCAGGGGGGUCUGUGAAACACGGAGGCGCCAGUGUCUCCCUCCCGCCCCCCGAGACGAGGGCCGUGAGUCUGCACGUGUGUGUCUGUCCAGGAUGCCGGGCACAGUCACGGUCAACGCUGCAAAACCCCUGACAGACUCCUGAGACUUUGUGUUCCUCUGAGAUCCUCACUGGGAAGAAACCCCGAUCUUGUUUGUUUUGGCCCAAAGCUGGAUUUCCCUCCGAAAAAGUCAGUGGAAUUUUUCGAGAAGGUAGUCUGCUCUCGGGCAGCCCUGGCAGGAGCCCUGGCCUCCGAGGGCACAGAGGGAACAACCCAGAAACUCGCUCAGGCCGGACAGGGAGCACGUCUCCGGAGACGCAGCUUCGCCAGGGGCCGUCCAGGGCCCUCAGGGACAGCAUGACACGCAUGGAGGGGGCGUCCUCCUGCGUCAGAAUGUGGCGUGAGUUCCAUGCCGCCCUCUGCACCGGUCACCCCCAGCCCGCCCCGAAGGGACAAACGCCAGGCUCCUCGGAGCCCCCCGGGCCCUGGGGGGGCACGCAGAGGUGUGCGGCCCACGGCUCUGGCCGUUCCCAUGUUGUGGCCCCGAAUGAGUCGAGCUGCUCGUGCUUCCAGGAGCUUCUGUGAAGGAGGCUGCCAGGUGACGCAGCGUGCACAGCCCCUGGGAAACGCAGCCUGUCGUCCUGCCUGCGGUCACUCAGCACUGACGGCGUCAGGAGCCCCCAGGCCCGGACCCGGACUGGGACAAACACGAGGGCCAGGCUCGGGGCGAAGCUGAGCCCAGCACUUUCUGGGAGAAACUGUCCGCGUCUGUUUCUGUACCCGGAGCUCCCCUCACGGCUCUGAGGCCAGCGCGGCAAGACCGUGAGCAUCCGGCCGCGGGAAGCAUGAGAAGGGACAAGUCCCUGCGGGGGGACGGGGUCGGGGGCGUCCAGAGCGGAAGCAUGAGGACGGCCGGGGUGCGGGGAGGGGGCGCGGGACCCGCCACCAGCCCCGGGCGCCCACCCUGCAGCCUGCAGCAGACCCCGCUCGCAGGGCGCCCCCCGGGCAGGACCCAGCGUGGUCUGGGAGCAGGUACAGUGACCCCUCGCCCUUCGGCCUGGACAUCACCGUCUGUGGGCGGGUCG
Molecule: messenger RNA, 3583 nt
Organism: Mustela erminea (ermine)
Lineage: Eukaryota; Metazoa; Chordata; Mammalia; Carnivora; Mustelidae
Gene: ICOSLG
Product: inducible T cell costimulator ligand
Exons: 8
Coding region: 996-1976 (326 amino acids)
Source: RefSeq, a predicted model, not a curated record